GACGGGAAGUCACCAUCUGAGUUAUUGAUAUCGCAAUGAUGUCAAGUAAUGGCUGGUGAUGAAGUGACGAUAGAUAGAGUAUCAACGAAAAGUCUUUCUUGUACAUGGUCGUUCUUUCCCAUAGAGAUAUGAAGCACACCUCUCCCAACUGAAUUGUGUUAUUUAUAUUUCCUACUCCCACUUGAUUUCUUUUCACUCUGUAUAUACGAGAAUUCAAAAGCGAAAUCAUGUUUUCCCUCAUGGUAACCUAUAGUCUCUUCAGCCACAUGGGUGCUACAAAUGCGUAUACGACCUUCGAUACAACUUGUGCAAUUCCAGCAAAAUCAACUAAUUAUGUUUCACCACCAAACAGUCGAGGAACGCUCAAUAUUCUAUGGACAUGUCUAUUCACAAUCAUCAUCUGUACAUGGGCCAUUCAGCAUCCCAACGUACCCCAACAACGAGCCAGUCGAGAUUCGGGUCUGAAAGACGAUAUAAAGUGGAGAAUCAGACAUUUCUCAACUAAUCUCAAAUGGAUGAUAGCAACUAUCCUCGCUCCAGAGAUCCUGCUUGCGAAAGCUUGGAGUGAUCUCGAUGUUGCACGGAAACAGCUUGAAAAAUUCAAAGCUUGGGCUGCUGAUGAUGAUGUCGAGUGGACAUUAACUCAUACCUUGUUCGCAAACAUGGGCGGUUUUGUAAUUAGAAGCAAUCCAGCAUCAAGUGAAAAUAACGAUAUCGAGGCCAAGCCCAGCGUUGCGCUUGACAUUCUCGCUGUUCAGACGCCACACUCACCUUCGACCGAGGCUUCUACCCCAUUAAUGGAAUCAUCUACCGGGUGCGUAUCUCCAGAUGCAAAUGAGGCCUCAAUCCGAGUCAAUGUUUCAGACUCGGGUGCUGCGACUCCUGCUCCUAUCGAUUAUCCCAAUCCGUACCAUUUGACCGCUAAACAAAUCCUCUCACUUCGACGAUGCGAGCAUAUCCGACUUCCCAACAUCACACUCGAGGAAAUCAACGACAAAAGCAAAAAUGAUACUUUAAUACGCAUCAUCGCAACCGCUCAAUUCCUCUGGAUCGUCGCCCAAAUAAUCGUGCGAGCAAUCAAAGGCCUAGUAAUCGCCCAACUCGAGCUGGCAGUCAUCGCCUUCUCCACCUGCGCAUUCCUAGUCUACAUCCUCAACUGGAGCAAACCCAAAGCCGUCUCAAUUCCCUUCACAAUCCUCUCCUACGAAGGCCCCAUCCCCACUCCCCUCCUCGAAUUCAUGAAUAAAGAUCUCGAUCGCGCAUCCAUGCUUAGCAUAAUUCUCAAUACUCACGCUGCACCCCUCAUAUCCGGCGCGCCCAUCCCAAACGAUACCAUCUAUCCCUCCGCCGACGAAGAAGAAGCCUGGCUCAUCGGCUUCGAAUUCGGCAGUAUAGUCUUCGGAUGCAUCCACGUCGCGGCAUGGAACUUCACAUUCCCAACCCGUAUCGAGCAGAUUCUCUGGUGGUCCACAAGUAUCUGGUGUACCGUGUUCGUACUCAUCUAUACCCUGAUUCCCUACUGCGGUAUGAUAUGUUUUGGUGAUUUCAGAAGAAUUGCAACGCCCAGAAAAUUGUCAUGGGGUGCUGCUCCACUAUUUCUUUUGUAUGCGUUGGCGAGGUGUUUCCUGAUAGUGGAAAUUUUUAGAAGUUUGUGUUUUUUACCCCCGGAUGCGUUUAUUGCUACAGUGAUGGAGAAUGUUCCCUUUUUUGGCUGAUAUGAAUGGACUAAUUCAUACGCUUGGUUGGUAUGUACUGGGCUUGAAGAGAAUGUAUAUAGAAUUAUGGUACUAUUGGUA
Botrytis cinerea B05.10 is the source of this 1796-nucleotide messenger RNA. RefSeq lists its product as hypothetical. Lineage: Eukaryota; Fungi; Ascomycota; Leotiomycetes; Helotiales; Sclerotiniaceae. The record is from RefSeq and is a predicted model, not a curated record. The transcript has a single exon. Bases 228 to 1715 code for a protein of 495 amino acids.